Carassius gibelio (silver crucian carp) is the source of this 1416-nucleotide messenger RNA. RefSeq names its product protocadherin gamma-A12-like. The record is from RefSeq and is a predicted model, not a curated record. Lineage: Eukaryota; Metazoa; Chordata; Actinopteri; Cypriniformes; Cyprinidae. Gene Ontology annotation, cellular component: plasma membrane. Gene Ontology annotation, molecular function: calcium ion binding. Gene Ontology annotation, biological process: homophilic cell-cell adhesion.
UAGCAAAAUAAUGGUCGACGUGAUUGAUAUAAAUGAUAACGCUCCCGUCAUCACAGUUAUGUCCAAAUCUAAUGCAAUACCUGAAGACUCUCCACAGAGUACUGUGACUGCAAUUGUCAAUGUUAACGAUCCGGAUUCUGACAGUAAUGGACAAGUUCAUUGCAGUGUAAAUGAAAACAUUCCUUUUACAAUCAAAUCAACUACUAAUGGAUUUUACAGUAUUGUGACAGACAGUGAUUUAGACCGAGAGCGCGAGUCUGAGUAUAACAUCAGUGUGACGUGCGCUGAUGAAGGCGUGCCCUCUCUCUCCAGCAGCGUCACUCUCUCCUUACAGAUAUCAGAUGUGAAUGAUAACGCGCCUGUCUUUGACAAGAGCUCAUAUGAGGCCUCUGUUCAAGAAAACAACGCACCGGGUCUUUCCAUAUUCACAGUCAGAGCCAGAGAUGCAGAUUUUAACCAGAAUGCCCGUGUGUCUUACAUACUGGAGGACUCUUCGGUUAACGGAGUGCCUGUCUCCUCGUUAGUGUCCGUUAGUGCUGAUAGUGGAGUCAUACACGCAGUGCGAUCUUUCGAUUACGAGCAGAUCAAAGAUUUCCAGUUCCGCGUAAAAGCGCAGGACGGAGGCUCUCCUCCUCUCAGCAGCAACGUGAGCGUGAAAAUAACGAUUCAGGACCAGAAUGACAACGCGCCUCAGGUUCUGUAUCCGGUCCAGUCAGGCGCUUCUGUGGUGGCUGAAAUAGUGCCUCGUUCUGCAGAUGUGGGUUAUCUGGUGACUAAAGUGGUGGCUGUUGAUGUGGACUCUGGACAGAAUGCCUGGCUCUCAUAUAAACUGCAGAAAGCCACAGACAGGGCGCUGUUUGAAGUGGGCUUACAGAAUGGAGAAAUAAGAACUGUGCGCCAAGUGACAGAUAAAGAUGCUGUGAAACAGAGACUCACUGUUGUAGUGGAGGACAACGGGCAGCCCUCUCGAUCAGCUACAGUCAAUGUUAACGUGGCGGUGGCGGACAGCUUCCCUGAAGUGAUCUCGGAGUUCACUGACUUUACGCACGACAAGGACUACAACGACAACCUGACUUUCUAUCUGGUCUUGGCCUUGGCUGUAGUUUCGUUUCUCUUUAUCGUGUCUAUCAUCGCCAUACUGUCAGUCAAAUGCUACAGAUGGAGACGCGAGCGGAUGUUUUACAAAUCAGGAGCGAAUCUUCCAGUUAUUCCUUAUUAUCCACCUCUUUACGCAGACGUAGGGGACAGGAACUUUACAGCACGUGUACAAUUAUGAGGUUUGCAGAACCACUGACUCCAGAAAGAGUGAUCUGAAAUACGGCAGACCUUGCAGUGAAAGCAUCAUUAGUCUGGACAGCAGCGGAACACAGACACUCACGCAUGCGCAGAGAGAGAGACUGAACUUCGAUGAUUGUG